AUGAAUUUCCCCAUAAGCACAAAAUAUUCAUUUGUCAGAAACAUCGAUGACUGCUACCGUCUCUGUUACACUCUAGCACAAGAAUGUGUUCUUUUUGAAAUAAGGAAUGAUUACGAAAAAGCCUACAAGAAAUGGAUGAAUCUUCACACUUUCAUCACCAGCUCCAUUAGUUCCUUCAAGAAACAUUUCCCAAUGAAGCUACUCGAUAAUUCUAAAAGAAACAUGGACCCCAUAGAAUUCGACCUUUUCCAAAGCCUUUCAAAUCUAGAUAAGCAGGCCAUUAACGGCGCCCAUUUGUGUUUUGAAAUCAUAGUCAGAAGCAAACUUCCCAAAGAGAAUGAUGGUAAUGCUCAUCAUCAUACUUACUCAGGCGGUAAUAACCCAGCGAUUUUCCAUGAGCCACAAAAUAUGGAAAGCAACAAAUAUCAUACUCCAGCAAAUAGUGGAGUAAAAGAUUACCAUAAACGAAUGCAAAUUUCAACCGCAACCACACUUUCAGGCCAAAAAAAUGAUACAUUUACUCCUCAGUCCCAUUCAACAAACGCCACUUCAACACAACUAAACUCGAAUCAUUCAGGCUUCAUACCUGCAUCCAUCACUGACAGGAAUAUCACUCUACUUUCAGAACCGAGAAUUAACUUGAUGAAUUACAAUGAAUCAAAUAAUGACUUUACAGAAGAUGGAGCUUCCAUAAUCGCAAGUAAAUCUCUUCAAAUGAAUGAUUCUUCCCCGAUUCAUUCUGAAAUAUGUCUGUCUCUUAAUACAGAUUUUGAAGAAGGAUCAUCUUCAACAAAGAGCAACAACACCGCAAGAGAUCACGAUAUUAAUGAAAACUCCAACAUCAAUAGUAGGAGUGAAUCUACAAGCAAUCAAACUCACCAUCCAGGAUCUACUAACACUGCUUUGAAAACAGUACCGCCUGGCAAUAAUAAAAAACCUAUUAUUUCACAUUCUAAUCAACUAGCCACCAUAUCUAAGCACGAUGUCAAGUCCGCACAAAUUAUCAACAACCAACCAACAACGGUAAGGCCAACUCAUCAGUAUGGAACCUCAAAAUCACUAAAUGAACCUAUUGUUCACUCAACUGAAUCAAAAGGAAACAGUAUUCCUACACCAUCAAAUAAAGAUUUACACUCAGCAUUCAGGCUUUCAAUUCCCUCAGAAUAUCAUACUGAUAUUUUUGACAACAAGGUAAAACAGCAGGCAUUUGAUGAUCUUCUAUACUCCGGAAAAAACACACUACAACCUAAUCGGUUACUAGAUUUUGAUAUAGCCGCGCCAAUGGUUUACCUUUCACCUAUGGAUUAUCACAAACUGCGGGAAUCCAGGUUACGCAAAUCCAUGUCUGAUAGUGAUCUUUUGAGCGCCAGAGUACUGUCAGUAUACACUUCCCAAUCGAAUUUAUUAGGAGAUAUCGUCUCAAUGGUGGAGAGCUAUGAAGAGGAGAAUAAAGGCACUGCUUCUAUUUCUUCUUCGUUAUCUAGGUCUUCGGCAUCAAGUUGUGUUGAUGACAUGGAAUCCAACUCAAGUACAGAUAAUGAAACCCAUGGAAAAUGUGGGAAUAAUCAAUUGUAUGAGCAAGCCAAAAAUAAUAUAAUUCUUGAAAUAGCCCCAGGAAGAGGUGAGGAACAUAGAAUUGUUGAACAUUAUCAAACAGACCCCAAAUACAAUGCUUUAUUAACCGAUGAUUUCUGUGAUGAACCAGAAGGUAGUGAACAGCAGCUAACACAGAAUGAAGAAAAGGAAAUGAACCAUCGAACAGGAAAUAAUAGCAAUAGGCUCAAUGAAAUAAUGAAUGGAGUACAUAACUCAAACAACAUUCAUGAUUUUGUUGCACCAUUGAGCAUGAAUACGCUUCUUGAACAUAAGAGAUCCAGUGAUACAUUAAAGAAAUUGAUGGAUGAGUUACACUUAGAGAAAGGCGAGUUUAAAGAUGAGGAAGAUAAUGCAACUAUUUUCACAGAGUUAGAUACCUUGACGGCUCCCCAUAUCAGGAAUUAUUCACAUCCAAGAAACAGCAGGGCGACCAACUCAUCAAAUAGAUGUAUCAACAAUAUCGGAAUUGAUAUGGGUCAUUUUGGCAUCGAGCAAGAAUUUUCUGCUAUUGAUCUUUUGAAGUCCAGUAAUCACUCAAGUAUGAUAUUGCUGGAUAUCCAUGGACCACCAGGUACACUUAAAAGUGUUCGCAGUUAUCAAGGUAGUUUAUAUAGAAAUACUUUUGGAAGCACUGCGAAUUUAUUAGAUAUUCCCUUCAGUGACCUUCCGCAAGGUGAAUUCCAAGUUAAUGAGAUUCCUGAACAAAUUUUUGAUAAUUGGCCCACAGCUGAAAUUCCAAACCAUAAGCAAACUAUGGAAGUUGGAAAAAUUGAAAAACGCAUUGCAAUUGAGGAUGCUACGAUUAAUAAUUUUGAAUCCGUUGAAGAUGAUGUGAAGGAGCAACAGGAAUUUAGUGCUGCUUAUUCUGAAUCAGUACUCUCAGCCAGUGUGAUUGAAAAAGUUGAGGAUGAAUAUCGUCAACCUCAGACAAAUAGGGACGAUGAGCUUGAGACAAAUGCGUGCAUGAUCACAAAUGGCUCAACUUUACCUAGCCAAAGUAAACAGAAUAAGGAAAUGUUGAGAUCCAGAAAGCCGGAGCAAGAUUUUAUGAAGGAAAAGAUCAAGACUGAGUUUUCUCGAAUUCCAAAUGUUAUGAAAAUUAUUUCAAAUGAUACUCCAGUAAGCAGGAACAAAAAUUUUGGUAAUGGCUAUACUAUUUCCAACAGUGAUUACUCGAAUAAAAGUGGGGUUACUCUUAAUGUUAAACUAGAAACUACCUGUUUGCAGGCCAUCCAAAUAUCUCCAACAUUUAGUCAUCCCACAAAGUUUGGUAAACCACCACAAGAUGCCUUUGUCAAGGGGAAAAUCAAUAAUGACGGAGCUCAGUCUUUGGGUACCACUCUUACCAAAUUCAAUGACACAAUGAUUAAUAGUGACGUUUUUUCAUUCAAAGAACCCUCAGCCCCGCAUUCGUCCAAAUCUCGUCCUUUUAUCAGGCAAAAAUUGAAUCUACCACCAUUGCCACGUACCGAGAAAACCAAAAAUUUCAAUAAACAACAGGUGAUUAAAGGUAUGCAAAAGACUUUAGAGAUAGAAAAAGCCAAAUAUCUCAACCAUUUGGACAGAAAAGAUGGCAAUGGAAUGAAAUUGGUCUUUGGGCUUAAUGGAACUAACGAAAAGAGUAAUUAUGGGGCCCAAAUUGCCAAGACUUCCCCAAUAGUGACCUUCUUUUCUGCAAACUCUUUAGUUUCUGGUAUAGCAACUCCUAAUGGUGCCCUGCUUGUUGCUUCGGAGAGAUCAACCAUCAAAAAUCCCUCCAGAAAACCCCAAAUGGUCACUGCUUCUGGGGGAGAAUCCACGUACAGUACAUAUUCUACUAAAAAGAAAACUAAGGAAAAAAUCGAAAAAUUGUUACUGGACACCAGUAACUAUACCAGUGGUGAAGUUGAUGAGAGGACGUGUCGCUCUUUAUUGAAGAUUGCAUUACAUAAUGACAACAAUAAAAUCAGCUUGACGGAUUUGGUGGGCAUUGUAUCCUCUAGUACGAAAAAGUCACUUAAGGAAACUUUGAUUUUCCCAUUUUUGAGACCAGAUCUAUUUGACGGGCUAUUGUCAGAAACCGUCAAGAGCAUGUUAUUUUAUGGGCCUCCUGGUAAUAGACAAGGUAUGAUAGCAAAAGCGGUUGCCCGUGAAUGCAAGUGUGUCCCUUUAGUUAUUGAUACUGCUUCUUUAGUAACGCAUGAGAAAUUUGUGAAGUCUUUAUUUUUGCUAGCCAGAAAAAUGUCACCAAUAACAAUUGUGCUUGAAAACAUUGAUUUGUUAUUUGAAAGGAAGCCGGAAGUUGCUCGAGUGAAAGCCCGUUUUUUCAAAGAAUGGAAGCGCAUGCUCAGGCUUCAUACGGGCGGCAAAAAAAGUGGUACUAGUAGCUCUAGUAGCUCUAGUAGUACUCCAUUGAGUCCUGAUUUCAAUAUUGGUAGUGAUUGGAAACAAGAUGUUAGAGUUUUAUUAUUGGCCACCACCAAUAAACCAUGGGUCAUCGAUGAAGCUUCAUGUGAGAUGUUUGGCAAUAAGCAAUAUAUUGCCAUUCCAGAUUUUGAAACGAGAAACGCGUUUUUCAAGGACUUGGUCAAUACUCAGCAACAAUAUAGUCUCAAAGAUGUGGAUUUUCGAAUUUUAUCUACGAUGACUAGUGGUUAUUCCAUUGAUGAUAUGCUGAGAUUAGUCAAAGAAGCAUCUAUGGGACCGUUAAGACAAUUGGGAGAUGAUUUGAUAACCACUUCGAAACAAGACAUUAGGCCAGUUGGGAUGCAGGACUUUCACAAUGGGCUUAGAGUUGUGAAGAAGAGUGCCAGUAUGGACACUAUUCAGAGAUUUGAGAAUUGGGGUCACUAA
This is a messenger RNA of Saccharomycopsis crataegensis, 4428 nucleotides long. RefSeq lists its product as uncharacterized. Gene Ontology annotation, molecular function: ATP hydrolysis activity; ATP binding. NCBI's taxonomy places the organism in Eukaryota, Fungi, Ascomycota, Saccharomycetes, Ascoideales, Saccharomycopsidaceae. The record is from RefSeq and is a predicted model, not a curated record. Bases 1 to 4428 code for a protein of 1475 amino acids. The transcript has a single exon.